This is a messenger RNA of Penaeus vannamei (Pacific white shrimp), 1430 nucleotides long. RefSeq lists its product as uncharacterized. NCBI's taxonomy places the organism in Eukaryota, Metazoa, Arthropoda, Malacostraca, Decapoda, Penaeidae. The record is from RefSeq and is a predicted model, not a curated record.
GGGCGCAAGUGCAGGAACGCUCGCUAAGUGGCCCCAUCUUCUCGCAUCACCUCGCUCCUCGUGCGGAGAUAUACCACGUGUGGGUCAUAGACAACACUCAUUCACAGUCAAUCUUUGCGUAUACUCAACAUGACGGCAAAGGUUGAUAGCAGUCCUAGAGGUGGCUUCCGUGGAGGCAGAGGAGGGCUUCCGUGGGGCAGGGUGGCUUCCGUGGGGGCAGGGGUGGCUUCGCAGAAGGCAAAGGAGGCUUCAGAGGAGGCAGGGGAGGCUUCAGAGGAGGCAGGGGUGGCUUCAGAGGAGGCAGGGGUGGUUUCAGUGAAGGCAGGGGUGGCUUCAGAGGGGGCAGGGGUGGUUUCAGAGGAGGCAGAGGGGGUUUCAGAGGGGGCAGGGGUGGUAUGGAUCACAGACCUAAGCCAGAAUGUGAUCCUUGUGGUCUGUACAUAAGAGCACCAGCAUUUAACAAAGAAACCACAGAAAAGUUACUAGAUAUGGGAAAGAAAUCAGAGUACACAUUUUGCAGAGGUUUAUAUAUUUACUGCCAACACAGAAGAAGCUGCUAACCAAACUAAAGAAGCUUUAAAUAAAAUGAAGUUCAAAAGUGGAAAUACCUGUAAGGUAGAUUAUUGUUUUUCAAGGAAUGAACCAAAACUUGAGGCACCAGAGAUAGACCCUAAAAGCCUGUUCGUUAGAAAGCAAAUGGGCGAAUUUGAUGCUAAGGAGGCCAAACAGCUUAUGGAGAUCGGAAAGAAUGCAAAUGAAAUUUCAUUCCACAGGGUCUUCACAGUGUCAUUUGGGUCAGAAAAAGCAGCCAAUGAUGUCAAGGAGAAGUUGUCUGAAAUGAAAUGCAGCGACGGAACAUCACUAAAAGUACAAUACAAAUUCAAAACCAAAAGAAGUUUAGAUGAUGAUGCAGAAGCAACAAAGGAAGAUGCCUCCCCAAAGAAAAAAGCAAAGAAGGAAAUAGCACCAGUAGAAGAGGAUGAGGAUGAGGAUGAUGAUGAUGAUGAAGAGGGAGAAGAGGAGGCAGAUGAGGAAGGUGAUGAUGCUGAAGGUGAAGAGGAAGAGGAUGAUGACGAUGAUGAUGAUGAAGAGGGAUGACGACGAUGAUGAUGAUGAUGAAUAGAAUAUAUAGGCUUUGUGAUUUAAUGGUGUGCUAGGAAUGUGUUGAAUUAUUCUAGGAAGAAUAUAAAAUAAAUUUAGAUCACAUUGUGGAAUGUGUGAAUGGGUAUCAUUUGUUUCAUUAAUUAUACCUGUACUGAAUGUUAGUGUAUCAUACCUUAACUGGAAUGAGAGGAAGGUAUGUGAAAUUAAGUAUGCUUAUCUUUAUAUCAAGACGUAUUGAAUGUAAUAAGAAAUUUUAUUUGUAAAUGUAAUGGUACUGUACUGUACAUUGUUAAGUCUUGACUGAAUAUAUUUUUUUUUUUGGUUUA